UUGGAUACGAAUUGGAAUAGGAAUAUGCGCACACACCAUAUGAGGUAGAUUCUGUGAUUCAUGCGCAUCUUCCCAGGUUUUCUCUUUCUAGUUUCUCCUCCUCCCAAUCAAUCAGACCAAACUGAAAUAACAGCCCUAUUCUCUCUGUUUCUCUAUCUCUCAUUUUCUUCUCUUAUUCUAUCAAUCUGUUUAUAGAACAAAGUUCUACGGUGCUCCCGGAGUAUUCAAAACUCCGGAGAGACUUCCCAUUUAUAUUCUUUACACCCCAACCAAACCUCCUAGGAUUUCCUCAGGUUAACUAAUUCGCCACAUAUUCCAGGAGUACAAUUAUAAGUUAUACAUUGGCUCACACUGAGCACACCCCUUCCUACUGUUGCCAGCAAGUUUUUGCUGGCAAUAAAGUCGCUUUGGCUUACUACUGAAGCUUUAUGAGUCCCCAGAGUACAUUGAAUCCUAGUAGAGCCCUAGAGGGCAUACAUGGGGUACACGUGGUGUCUUGUUCAAGGUUUGAAUCAGAAGAGACUACUCAAGAUGGGGACUUUGCCCACUCAACUUGUACGAGUUCAGCUAUUGGAACAAAUUUGUCUAUGCAGGGAGUAUGGCAGCAUACACCACCAUAUUUGAGGCCUAUCCAGGGUUGCAUUCACGGUGAUCGUACCCUUGCAGAAACAGUUGUUAAUGUGCUCACUUCACUUCCUUUCAUAGUUCUUGGGAUCCAUACCCCAAGAAAGAACCUAAACACCAAGCUAUAUGCUAAUUCAUUAAUUGGAGUUGGAGUUGCCUCAAGUUUAUAUCACUCCUCAAGAGGAAAACUAAGGAAAUAUUUGAGAUGGGCUGACUAUACAAUGAUAGCCACAGCAACAGUGUGUCUCUCAAGAGCCCUCAGAACUGAAAAUCCAAAAUUCCUCAUGGCAGCUUCUGCAGUUUUCCUACCUAUUCAACCUCUGAUGGUUUCAGCCGUUCACACUGGAAUGAUGGAGGUAGCGUUUGCCAAAAGAGCAUUAAAAGAUCCAGAGUUAAGGAUGGCUCAUAAUGUACAUAAGAUGUCAUCACUAUUGGGUGGUAUACUUUUUAUUGCAGAUGAUGUUUUUCCCAGAACUCCAUACCUUCAUGCUGCAUGGCAUCUUGCUGCAGCUGUAGGUGUUGGCUCCUGCAAUAAGCUUCUCGAGUAGUUAAUAAUUAGUGUAUCUAGCAUAUUCAAUCUGUUGUUACCAAAAGACUUAAAUUGGGAGAAAAAUAGAGCUCUGCAUUGGGAAUCUGCUCAUUCCAUAUUCCCAAAUCAUGAUUCUUAUGCCUCACAUAUUGCCAUAUAAUGUGUAAAUUCAAGAGAGAAGCAAGGGAGAACAACAUGUAGUUACAUAUAAGGUGGCUGUGCCGCUAAGUAAUUGUAAGGUGUUGAUUUUGUUUC
This is a messenger RNA of Argentina anserina (silverweed cinquefoil), 1408 nucleotides long. RefSeq lists its product as uncharacterized. The transcript has 7 exons. NCBI's taxonomy places the organism in Eukaryota, Viridiplantae, Streptophyta, Magnoliopsida, Rosales, Rosaceae. Bases 429 to 1172 code for a protein of 247 amino acids. The record is from RefSeq and is a predicted model, not a curated record.